AUGGGAAGGCCAAAGAGUGCUUCAGGACAUAGUAUUACUGUUGAUCUGCCUAAGGAAAAAACCUUUACGGAGUCUAACGAAGAGCAGAAAAUUGCUCAAGGCAAAAUAAAUCCUGAAAUCAACAAGAGAUGGAGGUCCAUACUCCAAGAGCUGUUGGAGUUUCAGCAAGGGAGGGAUGCUCCAGGGAAGGCACCUCAAACCAAGCUCCCUACUCCUCCACCUAUCCAACAAAUCCAUCCUGAUCCAGCCGACCACAAGAGGAAAAGGGAGGAGAAAGGGAAGGACGUGAUAGAGGUUGGGAAAAAACAACCUCUCCAAGAGACCGAACCUCAAAGGGGGGCUAAGCAAACCCGGAUGAUGCAAAUGAGGUCCGCCGCUGAGGGGGAAGGAAGGGUUGACCACCGGACUGCAGCCCCUGUCUGGGCCCCUUGUAUGGAGUUGGAUGGAGCUCCCCUUCUUAGUGAUGCCUCCAUUCGAGACUUCCAGCAAGGCACGGCUGGGUAUGUGGUUGAUGUAGUGGAGAAAUCCCUGCUUCUAUCCAAUGACAUGGCUGACCUCAGAUCUAUGAGGCAGCAUGAAGUCUUCCUCGGAUUCAAAAGGGACUUGGCCAUGGCCAUCCAAGCCACCUUUAGGGCCGAAGAGAUAGUGAACCACUCCUAUUGGAGAAUGAAGGAGGAAGAGGGGAGGAGGAUAGCAGCCGUGGAUGCCUUCCACGUGUCUAAAAAAAGUAAUUAUGAGCUGAAGAGCAAACUGCAAGAGGAGGAGAAGGAAAGAAAAAGUGCCACCGUUGCCCUGAACACUGUGGAAAAGCAAGCCAAAGGCCAAAUGGUCGAGAAGGCCAAGGCUCAAGUUGAAAAGGCUAGGGAGGAGGCAGAGAAAGCUAGAGAGGAGGCUGAGCAACAUGAGUAUGACGUUGGGGUGGCCGAGACUGAGGUCGCCUUUAGGGCUGAGGUCCUAGGGGUAUGUAGGCUUUAUUGCACCCAAGUGUGGGACGAAGCCCUCAACCAAACUGGGGUUGAGGCUUCCUCUGCACUUAGGAAGGCAAAAAAUGUCUAUUACCUUGAAGCCAUCUGCCCUCCUUCCUCCAGCAGCUCUAAGGCAGAGACUCCUUCAGAGGUGGCCGAUCCAGAGAAGAGCAGAUCUGAGAAGGCCCUUCCCUCCUCUAGCAACCCUCCAAAGGUGGCUGAGCAGUCGGGGGUGAAUGAGAAAGAGGCCGAGGUUAUCAAGGGUGUGCCCCCUGAUGCCACCACACCCCCGGCUGUUCCCUAG
This is a messenger RNA of Quercus robur (English oak), 1269 nucleotides long. RefSeq lists its product as uncharacterized. The record is from RefSeq and is a predicted model, not a curated record. The transcript has 5 exons. The coding region runs from base 1 to 1269 and encodes 422 amino acids. NCBI's taxonomy places the organism in Eukaryota, Viridiplantae, Streptophyta, Magnoliopsida, Fagales, Fagaceae.